Molecule: messenger RNA, 2451 nt
Organism: Trichogramma pretiosum
Lineage: Eukaryota; Metazoa; Arthropoda; Insecta; Hymenoptera; Trichogrammatidae
Product: flap endonuclease GEN-like
Exons: 7
Coding region: 248-2371 (707 amino acids)
Molecular function (GO): 5'-flap endonuclease activity; four-way junction DNA binding
Source: RefSeq, a predicted model, not a curated record
GUGCGUUCGAAUCAGUUUCUUAUGCUUACUUGCAUUGACUUGCAUAAUCAUGAUUUGGUUCGCGCUUUGAUUUUUUGAUAACUACUAGCCGUAUAGUGAAAUGUUUUUUAUACAACUUUUUAUCAUUUACUGCAAAUCAAAAGUUAUAGUUACUUAGAGAAGAUAUGAAAUUAAGAAGUUUACUGAAAACUUGAUAGUAUCUGAACUAAUAUUGAACUUCUAUAAUAAAUUCGUUAAGGCAUUCAAAAUGGGAGUGAAAGAUCUGUGGAAUAUACUAUCACCUAUAAGUGAAAGAAAACCACUUUUUGAACUUCAAGGCAAAGCUAUUGCUAUAGAUUUAAGUUGCUGGGUUGUUGACAGCCAGACGGUUACCGACAACCAUGCUCAACCAAAAAUGUAUCUCAGAAAUUUAUUUUUUCGUACAUCUUACUUUCUUCUACAUGAUAUAUUUCCUGUUUUUGUUCUGGAAGGAACAGCACCCACUCUAAAACACAAAACCAUUGCUAAAAGAAACGAAGAGCGAAAUGGAGGCGAAGAAAAGAAAAAAGGUCAAAAAGGAGGAAGAACACGUUUCAAUCAUGUUUUAAAAGAAUGUGAAGAAAUGUUGAAGUACAUGGGUUUGGUUUGUGUCAAGGGUUUUGGAGAAGCUGAAGCUAUGUGUGCAUACUUGAACGCAGAUGGACUAGUUGAUGCCUGUAUCAGUCAAGAUAGUGAUUGCUUCCUCUAUGGUGCAAAAGUUGUCUAUAGAAAUUUUUGUACAAGUACUCAAGGAAAUCGCACAACAAGUGGUGGCUCCAUUGAUGAAUAUUCUAUGGAAAAAAUCCAGUCUGUUUUCAAUCUUGGAAGAAAUAAAAUGAUAGCCUUAGCUCUUUUAUUGGGUUGUGAUUAUGAUGACGGUCUGCCUGGGGUUGGCAAAGAAGCUGCCCUCAAAUUGUUUAAGAUUGUUGAUGACUGUAAUAUUUUACAAAGAAUGAAAGAGUGGAAAACAAAUUCUACCAAGUAUCAAAAAAUGGAAGCAGAAUUAUCAAAUCCAGAAAUUUGUACAAACUGUGGUCAUAAAGGAAAAGUGAGAUCUCAUACAAAAUUUGGCUGUGAAGAUUGCGGAACAACAACAAAGUGCAAUGACUCUUACAAAGAAAAACGGUUAUUAAUUUCAAAUGAAUUAUCAAUGAGAAAAAAAGCUUUAUUAGUAGAUAAUUUUCCUAAUCAAGGACUAAUAGAUGAAUUUUUAAUUCGUACUGGUUCUAUACCAUCAAAGUUAGACUUCAAAUGGAGUAAACCAAUAAUUGUCAAAUUCAUUGAUUUUAUGGACCGAAAAGUUGCAUGGGAACCCUCUUAUGCAUUUGCUAAAAUAUUUCCUCUUGCUACUCGAUGGCAGCUUGUCAAUCUUAUAGAAUACCCGAUACAACAGCGAUUAAAUAUAUCAGGUGUAUUUUUUCCCGAAAAAAUAAAAAAAAUUCGAAAUAUUCGUAGUGUUGCUAGUUAUGAAAUACUUUGGCUUGAUAAAGAUAAGCUUUUAGAUGGAUUAUAUUUAAAUGCGCCCAACACUGAUGACGAUCUUUCUGAAGAAGAGAAUCCAGAUAAACUGACAGAACUUGUUACCAUUGAACCUCAAGAUAUUGUUAACAAAUGUUAUCCAAACAUAGUGCAGGAAUUUGAAGCCGAACGUAAUGCUAAAAAGAAAAAACCUGCACGUGCACGUAAAAAAAAAGAUGAUGAAAAUGUGGGCGACAAUGUGGAAAAGAGACCUGUGCGUCGAAAACGCGUUAACAACGCAACAGAAAUAAAGAACAAUCGGAAAAUUGUAGAUUUCAUUCAAAAAGUUCCAACGGCUAUAGAAAAGCCACUACCAGCACUUGAAGAGGCUUUUGAUCGCCUUAGCAUAACACCAAAGAGAAUGAAAAAGAACACACCGAAAAAGCGAGGUCCACAAUUUGAACGAGUUAUGGCGACAGAGAAAUUAGAUUCUAUCCUAAAUGGCUCCUUGGAAAUGAUGUUCAAUGAAUUAACUCCAGAAGAUUUCGCUAGCGACCUCGACGUUUCUUUAGAUAUGUCUUUGGUUAUUGAUAAUAUCGUUGGUGCAACUAACAGUGAAAAAGUAGAAAAUGUGUCAGAUAAAGAAAAUUUGGCUAAUGAGUUGGGUGUGAAAAAGCCUAGAAACAGAAAAUCUUCAAACAUAAUACUUGAUGAGCAUGAAGUAACCGACGAAUUUGAUGCUUUUAACAAAUCUUACGUACCUUUGGAUAAAAGGAUUGGAAAUGAUAAAAAUUUUGCGAAUAAAGCGAAUGAGUCUUUAAUGUCUAUCGAUACCAACGUAUUAAAUAGAAUGAGUAUAGGUAUUGAAAGUCUUUUAAAUGCUUCGGACGACUGAUGAAUUAUACGAUAAUGUAUGUACAUAAAGUGCAGUAUUAUUAUUUUUAAUACAAUUAUUCAAGAUGAAAAUUGAAUAAA